UGCGUCAUGUCCACCCUGCACCCCUCAUCCCGGCGCAGCUUCCCCCGCAUCCUCCAGAUCCUCACUGUCUCCGAAAAUACUUCAGACGAACAAGCCGAACCAUGUCCGAAACCAUCACACAGAAGCCCAACAUCCCCUGGGAGGUGGGAGUCCAUGAUGCCCACUGUCAUCCGACCGACACCAUGGCCACCAUCUCGACCAUCCCCGAGAUGAAGGCGGCGACGCUGGCAAUCAUGGGAACGCGCCUCGAAGACCAAGACCUCGUCGCGCAGGUUGCACGUUCCCACCCCUCGAAGGUUAUCCCAAGCUUCGGGUAUCACCCAUGGUUCUCGCACUUCAUCCAGGACGACCGCGACCUCGACCGCGACGGCCCCUCCGAAGAGAAGGAGAAGGAGGAUGAGGAGGAGAAAGAGAAAACCCUGAAGCUACGGCAUUAUACGGCAGUCCUGACUCCACCCCCAGACGCCGACUUCAUCCUGCAGCUCCCAUGUCCUCGCCCGCUCUCAGCAGUGCUGCAAGAGCUGCGGCAGCACCUCGUGGAAUUCCCGCACGCGCUGAUCGGCGAGAUCGGCCUGGAUCGGGGCUUCCGUCUACCGCAUCCCACGGUAACAGAGGGACCCGCCGGCUCGACGCCCGGCCACCGCGACGGCCGCGGACUGACACAGCACCGCGUGGCCAUCUCGCACCAGAAAACUAUCUUCCUGGCGCAGCUGGCACUCGCGGGGGAGCUCAAGCGGGCAGUCAGCGUGCACGGCGUGCAGUGCCACGGGAUCCUCUUCGAUUCCUUCCGCGAGGCGUGGGCGGGCCACGAGAUCCCGCGCGAACGGCCCAAGGACCGGAAGCGGCGGAGACGCAAGACCGCCGCGGGCGAUCACGAGUACCUUCCCGACUUGGCGGGGUCGGACGUAGAGUCGGAUGAGGACGAGGGGGGAGAGGAGCGUGACGAAAAGCCAAAGCCGUUUCCGCCAAGGAUAUGUCUGCACUCGUUUUCGGCGCCGCUGGAAACACUGAAGCAGUACUUGGCGCCGCCGACGCCGACGAAAUUAUACCCUUCCCAGCUGUUCUUUUCGUUCUCGAGCACGAUCAAUGCCCGCCCCGAGAAGGGCCAUCUGAGCAAAAUCGAGGACACCAUCAGGACUGUCCCGGACGAGAAUGUGCUAAUCGAGAGUGAUUUGCAUACGGCGGGUGGGGAUAUGGAUGAUGCGCUGGAAGGCGCUCUACGCUUAAUCGUGCAGCAGAAGGGCUGGGAUAUGGAGCAUGGGGUCAGACAGCUGGAUAGAAAUUGGCGCCAGUUUGUUUAUGGAGAUGCAGAGUGAUGUACAUUAGCAAUUAAUCACCCUCAUACGGCCA
Messenger RNA from Tricharina praecox, 1350 nucleotides. RefSeq lists its product as uncharacterized. The transcript is spliced from 2 exons. The record is from RefSeq and is a predicted model, not a curated record. NCBI's taxonomy places the organism in Eukaryota, Fungi, Ascomycota, Pezizomycetes, Pezizales, Pyronemataceae. The coding region runs from base 102 to 1316 and encodes 404 amino acids. Gene Ontology annotation, molecular function: hydrolase activity, acting on ester bonds.